Bombus pyrosoma is the source of this 1271-nucleotide messenger RNA. RefSeq lists its product as uncharacterized. NCBI's taxonomy places the organism in Eukaryota, Metazoa, Arthropoda, Insecta, Hymenoptera, Apidae. The record is from RefSeq and is a predicted model, not a curated record. Gene Ontology annotation, molecular function: zinc ion binding; nucleic acid binding. The transcript has 4 exons. Bases 16 to 1029 code for a protein of 337 amino acids.
CUUCAUGAUCAAAUCAUGGGAUUCCUCGCUUAUUUGCGAAUUAAAAAAUCGCACCAACGGAAUUGGUCUAAUCAUCUAAGAGAUCAAGCCAGUGACGGCAAUACACAUAAUAAAAAUGUUUCGGAGGAAAGAACUACAAAUGUACCUUACGUUAAGCUACCUGCGCCAUUUAUAACGGAAGAGGAAUUCUUCAAAAAUUGGAACACUUGGAAAAAUGAUUUUCUUGCAUUUAAAAGAGCGCAGAAUAAAAACAAUUCUGACAAGCAACAAUGGGGAAACCUAUUAUUAAAUUUAAUGGGUCCAGUUGGACAAGACAUUCAUAAUACAUUUGUAUUCAAUUUUCCAAAUGACAAAGAAAAUGUAGAUAUAUUAAUAGAAAAAUUUGGAGAAUAUUACGUAUUUUCAGGAAGAAAGAAGAUACCUUUAGAAAAUGUUUAUAAAUAUAUAAAUGACCUACAGUUGAUAAUCAAAGAAAAAAAUAUUGAAAAUGAAGAAGAAUUAAUAAAAAAGAAAAUUUUAACAGAAAUUAAUGAACAUCAAUUUACAAAUGCUGCUAAACAAUUAAUUCCAACAUUUAUAUUUUCCUCUGAUUUCAACAAGUUAACAUUAAAGGAAAUCGCAUUUAUUUGGAAAUUGUACACUGAUAUCAUCAGUUGUUUAUGUUGUGGUGGUAAUCAUUCUUCUGAGAAAUGUCCAGCAUUGGGAAAACAAUGUGUAAAAUGUAACAAAUGGAAUCAUUUCCCAAGACGAUGUCCAACGAUUUUCAUUUACAAUUGCAAUUAUUGUGGAGGUGAUCAUAUGCGUAAGAAAUGCCCAGCUUUUAAUGAAAUUUGCACAAAAUGCCAGAAAUUAAAUCAUUUUAAGUGGAAAUGCCAUCUUGUUCAAAUUGCACAAUGUCACUUUUGUGGUUUAAGCCAUGCUGCAUCUAGAUCACUUUGUCCAGCAAAAGAUAAUGUUUGCUCUAUUUGCAAACAUAUAGGGCAUGUUCCUUCAAAAUGUAAUAAGAAAUUUUAUGCACAUAGACAUUAGGAUGGUGAUACUCUUUCAUAUAAUUGAAUUGAAGAAUGCUUUCCUAUACUUAUUAUGUAUCAAAAAUAUUAAGUAAAUAUUAAACACUAAAAGCACAUUAAUCAAAGUAUCUGUUCAUAACAAUUUAUUAACAAUUUUAUACAUACUUUAAUACAUAAGAAAAUAUAAUAUACUUUUUAUUACAAGUAUAUAUUUAUGUAUGUUCAAAACUGAUUUUGAAAUAAUAUAUUUUAUCAAAUGUU